AUGCAUGAGCACAAGCAAAAGUCAGCUAGUACUGUGAAUCAUAUUCUUAAAUUUGUUUUACGAGAGUUGAGGGAUGUGUUUGGAGUUAACUUUAGAGAAUUCAAUACAGUCAUGAGACAUGAUUGUGGUAAAGAGUUUGUGAACAAGACUAUUAGUGCAACCUUGGCCAAGUUUGGCAUUAUUGAUUCCAACACAAACCCUUAUUCCCCUGAAGAGAAUGGUCUUGUAGAAAGACCGAAUUGCACUGUCAAAAUGGGAAUCGACCUCAAAAUGCGUGAUGAAAAUGAAUCUACUUGGACGGGAACAUUACCAACAGUGAUUAGUAAUUACAACAACACUAUUCAUUCUGUUACUCAGAGAACACCAAAGGAAGUUCUAAAUCAAAUUGCUCCAAUUCGAUUGAAGGACAAGUCAUCAAGAGAACAAGCAGAGAUUCGUAUCAACGUUAAAUUGUUAGUCCAUGAUAUACGUUUGAUCAAGCAAAAGGAAAGAGUGAACAAGAGAAGGGCAAAGGCAAAUGGAUCCGUUGGUUUACAAGAUUUUCAGAUUGGUCAGAUGAUAAUGGUUUCCAAACCACCAUACGCCAAAAGUAUAACUAUCUCCGUUGGAAGUCCUAGCAAGAGAAAGGCAAAGAUAGUAAGAGCAACGGAAGGCUUUAAAUUCUUUGUUCAAUGGCAGAGAACAGGAGGGUUUUUGCCACAAGAAAAGCCAUUUACGGAAUCAGUGUAUCCAAUAGAUCCAAAAUUCUUUUCAAAUAGGUUUCUUGGUUGUGAUAAGGAGCUUGCAUCCAAUACCGAAGAAAUGUUUGAAGAAGUGUGUGAUAAUGAGUCUGGUGGAGAUGGUGAGAGCAUGAACCAAUUUGUCGAAGAAUCAAGUCAAACCUUCCAAAUUUGUUCCUGA
Molecule: messenger RNA, 900 nt
Organism: Naegleria lovaniensis
Lineage: Eukaryota; Heterolobosea; Eutetramitea; Acrasida; Naegleriidae
Exons: 1
Coding region: 1-900 (299 amino acids)
Biological process (GO): DNA integration
Molecular function (GO): nucleic acid binding
Source: RefSeq, a predicted model, not a curated record